AUGGCCACCGAAUUUCCCUACUGCGAUGUCGUUGGUGUGGAUCUAGUCCCUCCAAGGAUCGACGGAGAGCUCCCACCCAAUUGCCGCUUUGAAAUAGACGACGCAAACCUGGGCUUUGCACAUUACACUGAAUGCUUCGACGUCGUGCAUGCUCGUGCUGUAUCAGCAGGGAUCCGAGACUUCCCGCAGCUCUUGCAAGAGCUAACGGCAACCCUCCGCCCAGGGGGCGUAUUGCUUCUGGGGGACGGUGAACAGCAGCUGUACGACGAGCACCGAAGACCAAUGCCCCUGAGCGAACUCGGCACGCCGGGAUUCUCUUGGGUCCACAAGAUCUUCUUCGCUACCUACAACGCCAUGAAAAACAGAGGCGGGAGCCCUGACUCCCCGAACAUGAAUCCGACAUGGCUUCGAACUAUAGAUUCUCUUACGGAUGUCGGGUGGCACAAGGCCUUUGUUCCCAUGGGCCCAUGGAGAUACGAUGAUGAACGCGAGAAGGUUCUAUCCGAGCUCUGUCGCGAGAAUUGUCUGCGCUACAUCUCAGGCCUGGCGCCGUUACUCCUGAGCGAGGGCUAUCUCCCCGAGAGCGUCGACAAUAUGUGUCGCGAAGCAACGGCGGAGUUGCGCGAACUUCGCACGCACCUCUACACACGAUGGAACUUCGCGUGGGCCGUGAAGAAACCACCGGCACGCGAGCCUAUCGCUCCCGUAAGCUGAUCGCUGACAGAGAGUACAGAAAGGGAACAGGUUCCUGGACGAUCGAUAGAUAUGUCUGACAACUUCAUACCGCUUAUCGUAUUAUUGCCAAGUGUGUGCAGUCUCUUGUAUUCGUCGUCUUAUACUUUGCUAUGGUGUGUCUGGGCUGCAUGCUGGUACAUUGAUGUCCUCCCCACACCAAAAGUGGUAAAUAAUAGAUGUCGAUAUUUAUUUAUUGCGGAUUGCAGAAACGUUCUGUGCUGUCAAUCAACUUUGUUUGACGUU
Postia placenta MAD-698-R-SB12 is the source of this 978-nucleotide messenger RNA. RefSeq lists its product as hypothetical. Gene Ontology annotation, molecular function: S-adenosylmethionine-dependent methyltransferase activity. Lineage: Eukaryota; Fungi; Basidiomycota; Agaricomycetes; Polyporales; Adustoporiaceae. The transcript is spliced from 9 exons. The coding region runs from base 1 to 714 and encodes 237 amino acids. The record is from RefSeq and is a predicted model, not a curated record.